AUGUGGCACUUAAGGUUGUCAAGCACGUCAUUCGACCCAAGGGUGGUUUAUGAUGGACACCCUACAUUGUUUACCAUCAAGCUACAUCAUGGAGGUGAGUUCACAAAGUUUCCAAAUGUCAACUACAUUGAGGGUACUGUGACGUAUGUAGAUAUGGUGGAUAUAGAAGAGUUUUCUAUUCACGAGAUGGAUGCGAUUAUGAAAGGGUUAGGAUACUCAGUUCCUCCGGUUAUCUACUAUCAUUUUCGAGUGCCAAAGGGAGACAUGCAUUUUGGGCUACGGGCCCUGGGAAAUGAUGAUGAUGUCCUCAAUCUUUCCCAGUAUGUGAAGGAGCAUAAACUGAUAAGGGUUUACACCGAGCAUGGUAUUACUAACUUGCUUACUUACUUUAUGGCUCCUAAACCUGUAAGAAAAGUUAUUAUUGAGCAAUUAGAGGAGAUCGAUGAACAUCAAACCCCACCAACUAAUAACCAACCCAGUGGCAUGCCACAAACAUGCAUACCACCUGUGAUAGCAAAUGAAGCUGCUUUAGCCUUGUCAAUAUCCCCUGAAUAUAAUAAAAAAAGGGAAUUUAUCAAGGACAAACCAUUAUCAUCAUGUAUUAAGAAAUUGGUGAUGGAUGAUGUUAGUGUUGAUAGGAUUGGUGGGAAUAAGGAUGAUGCAGAUAAUGAAAUUGACCACGGAUUUAAUGAAUUUGAUGAGGAAUGUAAUGAUAUUAACCGGGAUUUUAAUGAAUUUCAUGAGGCAUGUAAUGAUAUUAACCAGGGAUUUAAUGAAUUUGAUGAGGCAGCUAAUGACUUUGAUAUUGGAUUGUACCAACAGAUUUUACAGUCUAAUGAACAGAAUGUAGAUGAUGAGGUUCAUGAAGGUGAGGAAAAUACAGUUAAUAAGGAAGUCACUGAAGAAGAGAAUCAUGACAGAAAUGAAAUGAAUGAUGAGAAUGUAGAGAUGAGAGAUUUUGCAGUUGAUGAUGGAAGUGAAGAUAACAUAGAGAUUGAUGAAGACAAUACUGAAAGAAGUGAUGAGAGUGAGGACAGUGAUGAUAGUGAUUUCUGGGUGGAUGAAGACAACAUCAUCCCUGAUGUAGAAGUAGACAUGAGGGAUUUUUACAUGAAUAUAGAUCUUGAAGCAGAAUUUCUUGAAAAAAGAUUACCAAAGCAUAGAGAGAAUGACAGUGAUGAGGUCAAUGAAGAGUUGGGUGUUAUAGAUAAUGAUCAAUGGGAUUCAUUGGAUGAGGGUUCUGAUAUAGAUAGGAAAAGAAGAGCUGUAAUAAAGGAAUUGGGGAAGGAGACUAGGUGCUCUCAAGGUGAGAUACACAAGGGAUUGCAGACUGCCAUUUCUCAGUUGUUCCCAUGUGCUGAGCACAGGUUUUGCCUUAGGCAUAUACAUGACAAUAUGAGAAAAACAUGGAGAACUAAUGAGUACAAAGAACACUUGUGGAAUUGUGCUACAGCAACAACAGUACCAGAGUUUAAUCAUAGGAUGCAUCAAUUCAGCUCAUAUGAUGUAGAAGCUUAUAAUUGGUUGAAGCAGAUUCCCCCACAACAUUGGGCAAGAAGCCACUUCACAGGCAGAGCAGUUUCAGAUAUGCUUCUAAAUAAUCUUUGUGAAGUUUUUAAUAGCAAAUUGAUUGAGGGAAGGGACAAGCCACUGAUAUCCUGCUUGGAGUACAUUAGGGAGUAUAUGAUGAAAAGAAUAUGCAAUGUCAUAAAGGUUCAAAAGAAGUGUGUUGGUCCACUAACCCCAUCUGCAACAAAGAUCAUGGAGAAGAAUGUGAAUUGGGCAUCUCAGUACACAGUUAGGUGGAAUGGGUCAGAUAAAUACCAAGUGCAAGGGCCAUGGCAGGAUCAACAUGUUGUUGAUAUGGUUGAAAGAGUAUGCAGUUGUAGGAAGUGGGAAUUAACAGGACUCCCUUGUAAGCAUGUCAUUGCAGUCCUAAAUGACAAAGCAGAUAAUGGUGAGGAAGUUGGAGAACUGCACACUUAUGCCCACAGGGUGCACUGGCUAGAAACAUGGAAAGCAGCUUAUGUGUACAAAGUAGAGCCUAUUAAAGGUCGAGCAAUGUGGCCUAUAAGUGAAUGCCCAAUUAAAAUCACCCCUCCUAUACACAAAAAUCAGCCUGGAAGGCCAAAGAAAAAGAGGAGGCACUCUGCUGAGGAGAAAAGCCAGAAGAAGGGAGACAAUGUUGCUAGUGGUAGUGGGAGUCAAAGCAAUAUUGCUAGUAGGAGUGGAAAGCUUACAAGAAAGUUUAUCCAAGUAACCUGCAGCAAGUGUAAAAUUAAAGGGCACAAUGCUAGAACUUGCAAAGGCCAAGGGGGUAAGUGA
Messenger RNA from Lactuca saligna, 2325 nucleotides. Lineage: Eukaryota; Viridiplantae; Streptophyta; Magnoliopsida; Asterales; Asteraceae. The record is from the annotation of a GenBank genome assembly.